AUGCCUACUGUAAUAUUGUUGGAUGUUUCUCUAUCAAUGUCUCGGCCCGUACCAACGACGGACACAACAGAAAGCCACACGCGACUUACGAUUGCUUCAGCGGCUAUAAACACAUUUUUGGAUUAUUUAUGCAAUCAUGCUAAACUAGAAUAUGUGGCACUUGUAACUUUUUCAUCAGUUUACGAAGUUGCUGUACCAUUCACUCGAGAAUUUGAUAAUAUACGAGUUAAGUUACCCCAGUUAGAAGAUGGAGAUAAAACAUGCAUAGAAGCAGCACUUCAUGGUGUAAACCAAUUAAUCCUUACUGAAUGGGGCUACCAAACACCAGUUCAAAUAAUCUUGCUAACUGAUGGCAGUUGUGGAGUGGGAGCAAUUGGCAGGAACCGAAUUAUUCAGGCUUUACCAUUACCUCCUACAUAUCCUGGAAAAAUACAUGUUUUACCAGUAGUGUCUCCUCAUGACCCUUGCUUACAACAUGCUAUGCCUCUUUACCAAAAGAUUGUGGAUUUAGCCAGCAAUACUGCAAAUAGCUGUAACGGCAAUAUAACCAGAGGUGCAAUCUUCUGCCCUGAUCAACUCUCAGUACCUGGUGUUAUAACAGCAAUGACUCGUCUGUGCGAACAGCAUUACCAAGAGUUUUGGUGCACUCUAAAAUGUGGUCAACUUGAAACAAGAGUACAACUAUUUCCAGCACCACAACCCGCAUCUCAUGAAGGCUUAUCGGCAAGCUACACACUAUCCAAUCAGCUCCAUGUCAUAGGAUUUUUGCAACAGCAAGACUUAGGUACGCCAAUAGCUUUAAGUAAACAUCUUGUGAUACCUCAAGCUCAGGUUAGCGGUAACACUUCAACUCGUGAAAACUAUGGCUCCAAAACACCUACAAAGGAAGGGAGUAGCACAGAAGGUACAUCUACCGAAGAAGACAUGUCUGAUCCGAGUAAAGUGCCAAAUUUUUGCGUUCUUCUACAUGGUGCACUUAAGGUAGAAGGUAUGUCUGCAAUAGUCCAACUGGGUUCAGAUUGGUGGGGCACGCUGUCCGCGUGGUGCGAGGUGUCGAGGGCGCGCCGCUCGUGCCUGCUGCUGAGCGUGCUGCGGCCGGGCGCCUCCGCCGCGCCCUGGCUCGGGCCCCUCGAUCAGUUGGGGCCUGUCGACGAUAAUAGCACUUCGACUGAAACAUUCCCGGUGCGGUCGUGGAGGUCGUACAGUGGCGGCGGCGCGGGCUGCGCGUGGGCGCGCCCGCACGCGCUGCUCGCCGACGUUCAGAAGGUGCUGCGGCAUGCGCGCAAGCUACCCGAUAAGACACAGCAUUUGUAUAAGGAACUAAACCGCUUACGUCGUGCAGCAAUAUCCCUAGGGUUCUCAGAGCUGCUAACAUGCGUGGGCAGUGCGCUGGAGCGCGAGUGCACGGCGCUGCCCGCGUCGGCGCCGCCCGAGUGCGCGCUGCAGCUGGCGCACGCGGCCGCCGCGCUCCGCGACCCGCGCACCGCGCUCGACAUCAAGCACACUCUACAGCCGUUGGCUGCCAACUUCACUGUUACCUCUAUGUCGCAU
Brenthis ino (lesser marbled fritillary) is the source of this 1551-nucleotide messenger RNA. The record is from the annotation of a GenBank genome assembly. NCBI's taxonomy places the organism in Eukaryota, Metazoa, Arthropoda, Insecta, Lepidoptera, Nymphalidae.